Molecule: messenger RNA, 564 nt
Organism: Adineta steineri
Lineage: Eukaryota; Metazoa; Rotifera; Eurotatoria; Adinetida; Adinetidae
Source: the annotation of a GenBank genome assembly
AUGUGGAAGCAUUUCAAAUUCGAUCCAACUUCAGCUAACUUUUCAUAUCGUACUGAUGAAAAGUUCAAUGAAUUUGAUACUUUAUUACGAUGUGAAUGGGAUCGUGCUGUAACGCAAGGUCUUUUUACAUUUCAAAUUGAUCAUCAUGCUAAAUAUCGAAUACUUGAUAAGGGUAAUCUAAAUUAUGUCAUUCAAUUGAAUCCCAGUCGUUAUGAAAAACGUCGAACUCCGUAUCCAUUCGAAAAUGUGAAUACACCAUUUGAUAAGAAUAAAUUUAAUUUUAAUAAAAUCAAAAAUGAUGAAAUUCUUUUCUCUUUAGAUAAUGAACAAGAUAAAGAUAAAUAUUUAAUAAUAAUUAAUAAUUCACCUAUUCGUCCGUAUCAUGUUUUACUCGUACCUAAUCGUGAACUUGAACAACCACAAAUUCUUACUAUUGAUUGCAUUUUAUUUGGACUUCAAUUUGUUGUAUCAAGUGCUCAUCCAUAUAUUUUAGUUGGUUUUAAUUCACUCUGUGGUUAUGCAUCAAUGAAUCAUGCAUCACUUCGCGUAAGUACAGUAGAUUAG